CCAGUUCACGCCGCCUCCACGCGAGCCCUCUGCAUUGUCUCUAAAACUCCUCUCUCUCUCUCCCCUCCCUCUCGCCCCUCUCUCUAUCUUAUCUAACCACACGCGCACAAACAGACGCUUGCACGCGUCUAGCGAGUGUGGCAGGCACUCGUGACGGGUCGGUGUGAAGAAACAUUUGGCAACUGGACGAGACGAUCACAACCAGUCCUGAGUGGUCAUCAAGCAAUGGGCAUCCCACGCCUCACCGCGUGCCGCCUCCAGCAGCAGCAGCAGCACCAUCGUGGCUACGAGCCCACAGCCCUCACCUCUGCCAGCUCCAGCCACGAGGGCAGUCAGUGGAUUCCCCUCGUGCCGUGGCUCCUGCUUGCCGCCACCCUGCUGUGGCUGCCCACGGUGCAGGGCUAUAGCCUACGGAAGUGCAUAGAGAAGCCCCCCGGCACUGUGGUAUGUGUGAACGGUGGCAUUAAAGAUGUUCUGGAGGCUGUAUCGGACAUCCACAAUACACCGCAGGUGCUGAACCUGUCCAAAAACUCCAUAUCGGAGCUCCGACCAGGCCUCUUCCAGAACAUGAGCAGCGCUCUCUUGUUCCUGCGGCUGGACCGCAACCGCAUCGCCACCAUCCGGGCGGGCAGUUUCCAGGACCUCUCCAUUCGAACACUGAACCUGUCCAUAAAUCGUAUCGGGGCCCUGGACCGGGAUGCCUUCAGCGGCCUCUCCGAGCUCAGGUAUCUGCUGCUCGACCAUAAUUUCCUGAAACGCCUCUCGCCUGAGCUGUUUGCGCCCCUCAGGAGCAUCCUCAACAUUAGCCUAAUGCACAACGCGCUGUGCAACUUCCCAUCGAUUGUGCAGGCUGUCACCAACCUGUCGAGCCUCCACUCCCUCGACCUCAGCAGAAAUUCUAUCCAAGCGCUCAACAUAAGCAGUGGCGAAGGCCCCGUGCUGCCACAGAACCUCAGCUGGCUUCACCUGGCCAACAACUCCAUCAGCGCGGUGUUGGUGCCAGCAGAUUUCUUCACCACCAUAACCUUCCUCGACCUCUCCCACAAUUGGCUGAAGGAUGUCAGGGGGCUGCAGAGCCUCAAUAUCAGCGGUGUGUCCUACCUGCUGCUGGGGGACAACCGCCUCGAUGUCCGUGAGCUGCAGCACCUCGACAACGCCCAGCCACAGACCCUAGAACUGCAGAAGUCGGGCUUCAGCAGGAAUGGCAGCCUCGAGAUGCUAUGCAGCUCCCAUCUCAUGGAAAGGGUUCAAUCCCUGUUCCUCAUGAGGAAUGGCAUCACCAACCUGACUGCGGAGGCAUUCAGGAACUGCACCGCUCUCCGCCACCUGGACCUAUCACGCAACCACAUCCGCUCCAUGCAGGGCUACUCCCUGGUGGGACCCAACCAUGGCCUGCGCUCCCUGACGCUGGACUACAACCACCUGAACGUGCUGGAGCCGUGCGACACAUGCAUGCGGCUGCCCCAUCUGGAGGCGCUCUCCCUCGCCUGGAACAAGAUCACGCUGGUGCAAAACUCAGCAUUUGUGCACGUGCCCAGCUUGCGCUCGCUCAUCCUCAAGGGCAACCUGAUCUUCAGCAUCAGCCAAAAUCCCUUCUGUGGCUUGAGGGAGCUGACCGAACUGCGCCUGGACAACAACCUCAUCCACGAGUUCCAUGCGUCGUCACCCUUUGCGGCCCUCGAGAACCUGCAGACGCUUAACCUGAGGCGCAACCGCAUCAAUAGCCUGCACCGGCAGGUGUUUGGCAAUCUGACCAAGCUGAAGAUCCUGGAUCUGGGUAGCAACAUGAUCUCGUCCCUGAAGGAGCACACCUUCGUGGGACUGGUGGGCCUGCGGAACCUCUACCUAGAUGAAAAUUCCAUAGGCUGGGUGAUGCCGUCAAUGUUUGCGGGGCUGGAGUCGCUCCGCAUUUUGGACCUGGUGAAGAACAUGAUCUCGUACAGCACCAGGCUGCUGGACAACCCGCCUUUUGUCAACCUCAGCAACCUCAUCACCCUCAAGCUGAGUGCCCAACAGCCGUACGGCAUCCAGAGGAUUCCGGAGAACCUGUUCGCGGGCCUCCACCUCCUGGAGAACCUCCACCUGGCCGGGAACCAGAUCUCAGACCAUGCGUCGCACCCGUUCGACGACCUGGUGAGCCUGCGCCUGCUAGAGAUGCAGCACAUGGGGAGCGGUCUGCAGACCAUGAAUCGCAGCGUCUUCCACAGGCUCACCAACCUCUCCAUCCUGGACCUGCGCAACGUGGGCCUGAGUGCCGUGGAUGAUGCCCAGUUCCUGACGCUGGGUCACCUCAAGACACUCUACCUGGUAGACAAUGCCAUCGAGAGCAUCACCGAGGAGGCCCUCAUGCCCUUGGGUGACCUGAACUACCUGGAUAUGAGCGGCAACCCUGUGGUGUGCACCUGCGAGAACUCGUGGUUCCAGAACUGGUCAUUGCAUAGCCAAGUGCAGGUGGUGGGCCUCUACUCGCUCAGCUGCUCAUCGGGCGAGUCGCAGGGCUCCGCCGCACCCUUUGCAGACUUUGACAUGGCCGUGUGCCGCGAGAAGGCGGAGAAGAUCCUGUUCUUCACGGUGACGCCGAGCGUGGCGCUCUUCGUGGCGCUCACACUGGUGCACGUGAAGGCGCGCUGGCACAUCCGCUACGGCUUCCACGUCUUCCUCGCCUGGUUCCGUGAGCAGCGGCGCCGUGCCGCCGAUGGGUUGGCACAUGACUAUGACGCCUUCAUCUCGUACAACUCGCGCGACGAGGCUUGGGUCAUGUCCGAGCUUGUGCCACGCCUGGAGCAGGAUGGGGGCCCCCUGCCGCCCUACAGGCUGUGCCUCCAUCACCGUGACUUCGUGCCGGGCCGCUACAUUGUGGACAACAUUGUCGAUGCCAUCUACAAGAGCCGCAGGACCGUGUGCGUGGUGAGCCGUGGCUUCCUGCGCAGUGAGUGGUGCUCUAUGGAGAUCCAGAUGGCAUCGUACCGCCUCUUCAGCGAGCACCGCGACGUUCUCGUCACGCUCAUCAUCGAAGACAUCGCCGACCGCGAGCUGUCCGCCCACCAUCGCAUGCGCCACCUACUCUACACUAAGACCCAUGUGGUGUGGCCCCGGGAUGAGGCAGCGAGGCCACUCUUCUGGGCCAAGCUGCGAACGGCGCUCGGGGAGCCCUCUGCCGCCGCCUGCAGGAGGGAGGCAGGGCCCGAGGGCCUACGUCCUCGGGCCCGCGUGGCCAGGCCACAGACCUUAACGUAGCGGCCUAUUAAUGUCUAACUAUUUGACUCUUUUUUUAUUUUACCAGGUGUAAGGCCCCACUGAGCUAUGUGGCUCUUUUGUCAGAAGCGACCAGGCUAUCACAUAUGAUCACUCAACAAAUUGGCUGAUAUCGUUGUGUGGAAAUGUAUAGAAGCAGCCAAAUACCUUAAACGUGUGGUGUGUCAGGGUCAGGAUUGAACCCACGAACUCCUGCAUACCAGGCAAGGUACUCAACAUCUCCUAGCCAUCGCGGCGCCAAAACAAAAUAAUACGGUGGCUGAAAUCAGAUUAAAAGUUAAAUGCUGUGCUACACAUUCACCUCGCAGAUCGCAGCUACCCAGUUACAGGUCACCGUGUGCCAUCAUUACGGAUGCCAAAUUCAACCUCCACGUGCCAACUAAGCUUGGUAGACUAAUGUGAAGCAGCACCCCUCAUCCCUCUCCUCCACUGUGCAAUCUACAUCGGAUUAUGGGGCUCGGUACUGUAAAUGGAAGGUAUGAGGGCUUUUGGUUUCACAUCGAGGUUGUGAGUUAGUUUUAUUUGAGAGCAUGGGCGUGUGCUGUGGCUGUGGGGUUUUGCAUUGAGGCUGUUGUCAGUGAUCGAUCUCACUUGACAGAGGUCAACUAACAAUGCCGCUGCGGUGGUGCUCUUGACGGACGUGUAAUUAGGGAACACACUUUUUUUAUGACGCAGAUGCGAAUCAGAUAUAUAUUGCAAUCGAGCAAACAGAACUACAUCGCACGAAGAGGAAUAAGUGGUUUGUAACGGUGGCUGCCUCGGCAUAGCACCAUCAUCAUCACCACACAACAAGGCAAGGGAAUGCUGCUGGAUGAUGCUUCUAAACGCUACCCACCACGCACCUCUCAGGCUGUGUCCGGCCCUGCAUUAUGCAUCAAAUUGCGCGUUAUCAUGGCCUGUGCUUUACCCCCUGUACUAUAUAUUAUUAUAUCGCGAUUUCUCCAUAACAUGGUGUUCUUCAGGAACGCAACUACUACCGCCACAUUAUAGGAGAACCAGACUGUACUGUGAUUGAAAAGGCCUAUGAGGACAGACAGCUACAGUCAGGUUAUUGUUUGUCCCCUGCUCAAUCGACCCUGGGGCAAUGCUCACAUUUGUUGGUAGUCCAGAUUCAGUAGUGACAAUUCCACGUUAUUAUGUUCACGGGAAAGGAAUAUUUCUGUACUUUGUUUACAUUCACAAUAGCGAACAUGAUGCUCCAAGUACUAUCUGCACUCAUAAGUGGCAAGUAACAAAUUGCCAGGCAAUGACCAUCUCCAAUAAGAGAGAAUGCCUAACCACCUCCCCAAUAGCAUUCUAUAAACUUUUUAUUUUUUAUUUUACCAGGUAAGACCCACUGAGCUAUGGCCACAAUUAUCACCAAAUAAAUAUCCACAUCAUGUGGAGAUUUAUAGCAUCCAAAAACUCUAAAACGCAUGAUGAUGAUGAUUCAAAAUUGUAGGGUAAAAGCGAAAGACCUGGAGAAAAAUCCACACAACCACGGGGAGAGAGACGCGCAAACGCCAAAUAUACAGCAGGUGUCAAGUUCGUGAUUGAACCCACGAGCUCUUAUAUACCAGGUGAGGUAGUUAACAUUUUCUAGCCACCACGGCGGCUUGUAUUACCAUCACCAAGUCUCCCACUAACAAUAUUGUGUUGAAGUCACGUGACUUUACCGAAAGAACCAAGAAUAUGAAUCCAUGCAGUCAUGAAAGCUUUAAAUAAAAAUUUAAUAUUGUGGUGGUCACCAUUGACAAAAAAUUCAACUGGACCAGCCAUACAAACACCAUGGUCACAAGAGCAGAUUGUAGGCUAGACAUCUUGCGGAAAGUGGCACAACUCCCCUUUGAUUACCAAAAGCCUCCGCACCAUCGACAAGCUAAAUAGUGUAGAGUGGCAAUGGAGUACUCAAUACUUGCCUAGGUAAGUGCAGAUUCCACGACACUGAAGAAGCUUUGUCGAGAGCAGUCGACUCACGAAAAAAAAUUACUUGGCGCCUCGUCAAACUAAGGGAGUAAAUCAACUUCCUUCAUCGUCUGCAAUGUUGCACAGUCGAGAACGGCUCGCCAAGGCAGCUCCGUAAGCACCUUCCAAAACUUACGACCUUCACCACUCAGAAAGACCAAGGGUAGCAGCAGGAGCAGCUCGUGUGGAAAUGCCACCACCUCUACGAUUCCCCUCCCAAGUAAUUUUUUUGAAAAUUUUAAACUUUUUUAAACAGCUUUUUGUCUUUAGUUUGUCUUCCCCCCCCACCUCCGAUUAGCACAGUUGCCUACGUCUGGUGGUGCGAAAGAAGUUCAACAGACAUACAUAUGUACAAGUCGCACGUCGUCCGGACCUGGACAUAUGGUGCCACGGAGGUGAGAUGUUUAACUACCUCUCCUGGUAUGCAGGAGGUCAUGGGUUCUAUCCCGACCCUGACGCCUAUAUAUUUUGAGUUUGUGGUGUCUUUCUCCCCAUGGUCGCGCGGAUUUUUCUCCGGGUCCUCCGGCUUUCCCCUCCACAUUCAGAAACAACAGCACCACGUGUUCAGAAUAUUUGGCUGCUAUAAAUUUCCACAUGACAAGCCACUUCGCUGAGCUAUUAUUUGUGAUAGCCAGGUCGCUUCUGACAAAAGAGAUACAUAGUUCAGUGGGUCUUACCUGGUACAAUAAAAAUAAUAGUUAACACUUCAAUAGUUUAGUUUAUGUAUCACCGAAGCUCCAUUGUCGCAUAGGACAGUCCUCGAACUUCCUUGCUAAACAGCGUUGUGGUAGCAGGCGCACCACAAAAGAAUGUUUGAGGCAAUGUGCAUACCCGUUUUAGGUGACGCACGUUUUGUACACACCCGUCACCGUAAACUAAACCGGUUAUGAAAAGCAAGGACAUAUAGAAAGAUGUCGAGCAGAUCUGCUGACCACAAGAAAAUGUUGAGGAGGGGAGGGAACCCAACACUGCACUCCCCUUCUAAGGGCAACCACUGAAUGACAUUAAAUCGAUUUCUUUACUUCCUCUUUUACCAGGUAAGGCCUAUUGAGCUGUGUAGGUAUUUUUCAGAUGAUAGCUCCACGAAGUGACUCAUCAUCACGUGGAAAUUUAUAGCAGCUAAAUACUCUAAAAGGAUGUUUCUAAAUCUGGAGGGAAAAAAACGUGGUCAAUUAGUUAACUAGUUCACCACUAAUCGGUUGUGUUGGAGAUUAAAACCCACAACACACAUUUACAAUCUUCAUUUGAAGCUUUCGUGAUUGCAGGAAUCCAUACUCUUUGAGUAUUUCGGUAAAGUCACGUAGGUAGAAAAAAACAUCACCUUGCCAUACAUAGCAUGUAUUACCAAAAAGAUUUACAAAAUCUUGGACAAACACAAGAUCCAGGUUCGAUUCGACACAGUACCCAAAAUCUGUGAUUUGAUCCCAUCUGUGAAGGAUGGGAUUCCUGACAUGCAAUACCCUGGUAUCUACAAACAAAGUUGUGUCUGCGGCAGCAGUUACAUUGGGGAAACGAAACGCCAUAUCUCGGACCGUGUUCGCGAACACAAGGCAGAUUUGAAACACGGCAGAACCAACACCUCUGCCGUGGCAGACCACUGUUUUAACGCGGUGGGCUCACAUGAUAGUUUUUUUCCGAGACCAAGGUACUCUGCAAACCUUCAGGCUACCAUCAAAGAUUUGUCCAUGAAGCCAUCCAGAUAUAUAAACACGGACACAAUUUCAACCGAGAAGAUGGGUACAAACUGAGCAAUCAUUAGAAGGACGUUAUUAACCAGUUUAGGUCAUAACUGGCUGUGAUGUCCCCCUUCCUGCCCGCCUAUGUUAGCAGCUUCUCUCGGCUCUCUGAGUCACAUUCACUAACACAGCUUUUCUAUCUCCCUGCCACCGUUUAUCUCUGCCCCACCCCCUCUCUCUCCUCCUGCCGCCGAUCCCUCUGUAAAUUGCAUCCCCACCCGCUCUCUCGUUAUGGCAGCCCCUCCCUCCCCCUCUAGGAUUAUCUGACGCUUGCUAGUCUUCUGUUUGCUAGCCUCACACUUAUGUAACCCCUUGCUUGUAGCAGCUUUCUCACCAUUAUUCGCCUGAUGACGGACGCUUGUAUUGCGUCCGAAACGUCGUGAUCUAUUUUUUUUCUACCUACGUGACUUUACCGAAAGACCCAAAGAGUUCACAUUUACAAUUCAACUACCAUAUUUCCCUGAUGUGGGUUUACGCUCCAGCACAACAGCUAAUUUAGUGCUGAGUUAGUAACGAAUUGGCCACGUUUGUUUAUGUGAUAAACCCCCUUACUCAAUGGCUGUGUCGGGCAGUGGCCGGUUUAACGAGACAUAUUUACACCACUUAACCCCCAAAAAUAAACUUUUUUACUGCAUAACCUGGUUAAACACUUUGAAAGGCUUAUGCAUAAGCUCUGUGUGCCUGUCCGUCGAUAUAUUUUGACUAUGUUAAGGUAAACUUGAGUAAAUCUGUUUCGUUGUUAUCAGGGACUAACCUCUGGCCAAAUUUAUUCAAAAGGUAUUUCUCAAAACGUGAAGACAAACCAGAGCAAAAGGUACUACUUACAAAUGGGAAAAUUUAUUUUGCUCUGAUCAGACAAACAUGUCUGGUUUCACUUACAGCUACACAGUGACCAUCGCAGACAACAAAUACAUCGGUUUGUAAAGCAUAUAAUCCACUAGCAGGAAGUGCCCGGCAUUUCCCGGGCGAAAAAUGCAGACACACGCAUCGACUCGCACACACAUCGACUUAUACACACAAGCACACGGACGUAGACAGACACACAUGGUGGCAGACACGGACAGGGACUCACAUGCACACCUUGACCUAGAGGCAAUUUAGAAUAUAUAAAUAUAGAUGAAGGUAAAUGGUAGUAGUCAGCAAACAAACAUUAUUAUUGUAAUAUUUGCGAGGUGAUUCGUUAAAAUGAAUGGUUCUAGCAACGUUAGUUGACACAAAAAAUAGUAGAAAUGUCCAAGGGUAGUGUAAAAUAUUAGGUGUGAGUUCACAAAAAUAAGUUUGAAUAUUUGCAAGGUGCUUUUUUUUUAAUGGCAGCUUUCUAUGUACGUGAGUUUAGCAAAAGAAGCAAUGAAUGGAAAGAAUAGUGUUCUGCACAAUAACAUGAAUUUAAUAAAAGGAAGAUGAGUAUGUGUAGUGGAGACGGUGAGGUAGAGGCAACACGGUAUGUUUAUUUUUAACUAACAGCAACUCCCUUAACACCCACUAUCUAGGGAGGUAUGGCCUCCGGGCUAGUGUGAUCUAAACACUGCCCUGUUCACUCCCAGCCCUCCGGCUCUCCGUGUCCUAGGGGAGGCUAUCUGACCCGACCCAGCUAAGGUACGGGUCCUGACCACUGGUCCCAGCUCGGCCCGGCCCUGAGAAGGACGUCGGGCUCGAGGUCCCAGGGUCCUGACUAGGGAGGCUAUCCUGACCCGACCCAGCCAAGGUACGGGUCCAACCAAUGGUCGAAGCUCGACCCGGCCCUUACAAGGGCAGCGGGCUCGAGGUCCCAGGGUCUUAGUCUAACUGGUCUUCAGUCUUCGUAACUCUGCCCUCAACCUGUGGAGAGGCCCGGCUUUUAUACACCUCCCCAGUGUGUCAGCUCCUGGCCACGCUCCCUUAGGAGUUCCAGAAGGGUGGGGGUCCCAGGGGAUCCCAGAACACCCCGCAGCCCCCUCCCUCCUGGGCUGGGGAUUGUAACGACCUCCCCGCCAGUAUGAGGUACCGCCCCUGAUGGGCACUGUCCGCCAUUGCAGGUCAGCGCUACACAUGUGCGUACGUGAUCUGACGCUACAUAUGUAAAGAAGAGGUUUCUGUCCACGUGGUUUUGCAACUGAAAUACAUCUCUUAAUAAUGGCGAAGGUAAGUAAGCAAUAUAUGCGCCCAAACUAAAACAAACAUUGUAAUAUUAUAAAGUGAUCAAGGUGAAUAUGAAAUUAGCAGGUUUAUAUGUACAUGAGUUUAGCGAAAGAAGCUAGGAGGAGAAAUUAUCAUUUUCUGCACGUAAACUUUUGUAAUGUAAUGUUUGGAAGGUGAUAAUUUAAAUCAUAAGUUGCAAUGUACUUGAGUUUAGCAAAAGACGCAAGGAAUAGAAAUGUCAUUUGUCUGCACACAAACAGUAUUCAUGUAAUAUUUGCAAGGUGGUGAUACAAAACGUAUAUUUCCAUGAAGGCGAGUUGACAAAUUAAAAAAACGACCAAGUGAUUUUCUAAAUAUUAGUUGUGAGCAGUCAAACAAAAAAUGUCUGCACACAAACGUAGGUAAUGUAAUAUUCGGAAGGUUAUAAAAAAACGGGGUUGCUAUCAAGGUAAGGUUAGGGAAAGAAGAAAAGGAUAUUGUGGCUAACAUUGGCAUGGUGAGGUCUAGUCCCAUGCAGAGCCCUCGGCCUCGCCUAGAUUUCCCAGCCGGCUGAGGUGUGAAUUAGGCAAGCUGGGGGCUGGGCCGCUCCCCCGUCCGUGCUACAAUAAUACAAUUUAAGCACUUUAAUAAUAAUAUCUAGGGGCUCUAUAGUAGUUUGAUGACGCAUUGGGUUAGACAUAACGUGUUUUGUGUGCUUUUGCUGCAUGUGUAACGUGAAUGAAAAUCUGUGCCGAUCGUGUGUGCGUUGCUACCUGCGGCGAUGGCGCGUGUGGAUUGCUAGGGGCUAACCUAGUGGAUGUUGUGCGCAAGUGCAGCCUGCUGCAUUAGCACUCCCCGAGCGGCGAAGGGAAGUAAAUAAAUAAUUUGACAAAUAAAUAUUUAAAUAAAGAUAAAUCGCAAAAAACACUGUCCUUUAAAGGUAACGGACAGGAAAACGGAAUAGCGCUUGCCCACCGUGGGGCUUACGGCGUGGUCGCUGGCAAAGGUUUUUUUUUACGUAAACCCCACCGUUUGAGAGCCAAAUCCCUUGCAAGUGCAUGUGCGCAGACAGACAGACGGACAGACAGACAAAAAUGCCUUUUAUCGGUAAGAUAUGCAUAUUUGUUUUUAUACUUUACUAGCUGUACUACCCGGCUUCGCCCGGGACUUGUAUCCACCACGGCCGGCCGCCUUUGUCUCCCCAGUGGCGAUGUUAAUACGCCACACCAGUUACUCGUUUGAGGCUGAGUCGACCUAUGGGAGGUUCAAAUAAUCUUGACCGGUGGUGGCCAUGAGCGGGAAUCACACUCGGUUCGCCGGGUUGGUAGCGCAGCGUAGCGUUAACCACUACACCCACCACUCCUCACACACACAGACGCACAGACACACACACAGACACACACACAUAGACACACGCAGACACACACAGACAGACACAGAUAGACACACAGACACACAGACAGCACGCUAACCACUACACUACCGCUCCCCACACACCACACACGCACACACACAGACACACACACAGACACACACACACAGACACACACACACAGACAGCACGCUAAGCACUACACUACCGUUCCCCCUACACAACACACGCGCGCGCGUCCAUAGGUACACAUACACGCGCUUGCUGCAGACACACACGACUGUCAGGGUGCGUACGGCAGUAAACGACUGCAAUAAUAAAGCGGCAAUGCUGCGCGAGGAACGCCUUAGACCUGCAACACAUUUGUGUAAUGCGAGCGUAAACACACAAACACAUACAAACACAUACACACACAUACAUACACACACAUACAUACACACAAACACAUACACAAUACACACACACAUACAUGCAGACACACAGACACACACAUAACACACAUACAUACACACACAUACAUACACAGAAACACAUACACACACAUACAUACACACAAACACAUACACACACGUACAUACACACAUACAUACAGACACGCAGACAUACACAUAAACACAUACAAAAAAACCCACAUACAUACACACACACAUACAAACACACAAACACAUACACACACAUACAUACACACAUACAUACAGACACACAGACAUACACAUAAACACAUACACACAUACACAUGACCCGGCUUCGCCCGAGACUUGGAUCCACCCCGCCCGGCCGCCUUUGUCUCCCCAGUGGCGAUGUUAAUACGCCACAGCAGUUACUCAUUUGAGGCUGAGUCGACCUAGGGGAGGUUAAAAUAAUCGUCACCGGUGGUGGCCGUGAGCGGGAAUCGAACUCGGUUCGCCGGGUUGGUAGCGCAGCAUAGCGUUAACCACUACACCCACCGCUCCUCACACACCACACACGCACAGACACACACACAGACACACACACACAGACACACACAGACAGACACACACACACAGACAGCACGCUAACCACUAUACUACCGCUCCCCACACACCACACACGCACACACACAGACACACACGCACAAACACACACACAGACACACACACACAGACACACACACACAGACACACAGACACACACACACAGACACAGACAGCACGCUAAGCACUACACUACCGUUCCCCCUACACAACACGCGCGCGCGCGUCCAUAGGUACACAUACACGCGCUUGCUGCAGACACACACGACUUUGAGGGUGCGUACGGCAGUAAACGACUGCAAUAAUAAAGCGGCAAUGCUGCGCGAGGAACGCCUUAUACCUGCAACACAUUUGUGUAAUGCGAGCGUAAACACACAAACACAUACAAACACAUACACACACAUACAUACACACACAUACACACAAACACAUACACACACAUACACACACAUGCAUACACACAGACAUACACAUACACACAAACACACACAUACAUACACACAAACACAUACACAAUACACACAUACAUACAGACACACACAUACAUACACACAAACACAUACAGACACAUACAUACACACAUAAAUACAGACACACAGACAUACACAUAAACACAUACACACAUAGUCAUGACCCGGCUUUGCCCGGGACUUGGAUCCACCACGCUCGGCCGCCUUUGUCUCCCCAGUGGCGAUGUUAAUACGCCACACCAGUUACUCGUUUUGAGGCUGAGUCCCUCCCUCGCCACUCUCCCUCCCUUGCCACUCUGCCUCCCUCGAGGCCUAGCACCGUGCAGAGCCUCCCGCCUUGCCUGAUUUUCCCACCCGGCGAACGCUGGGUACGGGUGCCGGUCCCCCCCCCCCCGCGCUAUUAAAAAUGGCGUCCACACGGCGGCGAAAAGUUGCUACUCGUUGCCAGGGGCAACCGCCAUCCAAUGAAAGUGCGUAUUGUCCGAAAUCCACACACACAUACACAGACAGACAGACAUGCACGAUUUUAUAUAUAUAGAUUUGCGAUAAAGUCGAGAAAUUAUCAAAGCCCCUUCCAGCAAUGCCAUCGGUGCUAAAUUGCCUUGUGCAAUGUAUGUUACGUUGAAGUUUUUUCACACCAUACAUUGCCAACCAUGCUAGUCGAAAUACAGUGGUACCUCGGUAAACGUCGUUAAUUCGUUCCAGAAGGUAGGACUUAUACCGAAAAUGACGUAUACCAAACUAAUUUUUCCCAUAAGAAAUAAAGGGAAAGGAAAGAAUCUGUUCCAGAGUAUAAGAAAUUAUAUUUUAUAUGUCAUAUUAUACAUUAAUGGGGUUGUAUAAAAUAAUUUAGACACUACUUAUUACUAAAAUGCAUACAUAAAUUAAAAUAAAUGCAUAAAUAAAUUAAAAUAAAUUGAAAUAAAAAUUAAAUUUUACGUCACUUUACCUUGCUGAGAGGAGUUAAAAUGACUAAAAAAACACGUGGAAAUUCACAGAGUUAUAGCAAGAGUUGUGCACUGAACGAGAUCUACAGGCAGACUGAGGAGCGACGCUUUCUUUCAGUCGUGAACGGGGCAUACGCAGGUACGCGGUGACUCAUCCUGACCCAUACAAGUUCUAGCAAGCGCGUCAUAUCCCAAGCAAGACAUCGUAUCCCAAGACAUUUUUUUCUCAUCAAAACACGACGUAUACCAAAUUCGACGUAUUCCAAAGUGGUCGUAUACCGAGGUAUGACUAUGUAUAUAUGUUGAACUUCUUUUGCACCAUACAUAGCGAACCGUGCUAAUCGGAGGUAUGUAUGUAGACUUUUUUUCGCACCGAACGUAGCCAACCUAAUCGCCUGUAGCCCACGUGGCUCGUAAAUACAGUUUCGAAAUGUUUAUAUAAUUUUUUUCAUAUCUACAUUUGGCCGCGUGAUCGAGGUCCAAGGUGCUGCUCGCUCUUAUCCGUGGCUUGUUUGCCAACCCCACAGGGGCUCUAUAACCGUUCUAUUCACCCAAGUGAACCUGCUGAUAACGGCAAGGUGCCUGUAAUCUCGCAUCACCAAAGGCAACGACCCCCGUGUAGUCUUAACAGACUGUUGGGGAAAGUGAUGUUAGCAAGCACCAAUGAAGGCCAAAACUGUGGCACAAGACGGGGCGGUUUGGACAGCACCACGCCUUUUGUCCCGCGAGUGGUGAUGAUUUUUUUACACACCACACCAGGUACUUAUUUGAGGCCUAGUCGACCUAGUGCAGGCCCAGGACCGGUUCAGAUAAAGACUAUCACUGGUGUUGGUCGCCGGGUUCGUAGUGCAGCGCACUAACCGCUACUACCCGACCACUCCCCACACACACAGACAGAUGUGCACACACACACACACAUGGAAAGAGCCACAGAUAACUACACACACAUGUACUUUCACCCAAGUGCACACGUACACAGAUUAUAUCCAUACUAGCGGUAAGUACCCGGCGUUGCCCGGGCGAAAAAGACAGACACACACAUCGACCUACACACACAGACAUUGACCCACACACACAAAGACAUCGACUUACACUUGGAUAUACACGGACGCGCAUACACACACUAAAUAUACAACAGCUAUGUGUCUGCAGGUAUAGCCAGAACGUUCAGGAGGUGUAUAACCUAAGCAGCAUCACCACCACUAUCACCAAAAAAACAAAUAUCCCCCGUAUAGUCUAAACAGACUGUUGGGGCAAGUACUGUUAGCGAGCACCAUUGAAUGCCGGCGCUGUGGCACACAAGGGAGUGAUUUGGCCAUUACCACGCCAUACCGCCUUUGUCUCCCCGGUGGCAAUGAUUUAUUUUUCACACCGCACCAGGUACUCAUUUGAGGCCGAGUCGACCUAGGGGAGGCCCAAGGACAGGUUUAGACAGUCGCUACCACCGGUGUGUUUUUGUCCGUGAGCUCGCCGGGUUGUUGGUCGUAGAUGAAGUGCCAAGACACCUCUACCUCAGUUUAACACGUCGUAGUAGGCUUUCGUGACCAAUAUUAUCCGUAAUAAAGUUUGUAUUUUUUUUUAUAUUUGGGGUUAGAGCACUUAAAUAUACCUCUACCUUAAUAGACAUUGGACUGGCGGUGGGGGGUGAUUUGUCGCAUUUAUAGUGGGAGGCUUAACAUAGAACAAAGUCUGUCUAUCACCAACAACCUACAUUUGACCAGCAUGGUGAAGUAUGGUAAAACAAUUCCCGGCGGCUGACGCGGCGUGAGGGAGGUAUUCAUCAAAUAAUAAAAGGUUAACGCGGUCGCUUAGAAUACGAUUCGCACUGGAUCGCAUAUAGUUGGCUACAGAGAGCACACUUUAAAUACCAAAGACAAGGCAAACAAACAAGACGACAUCCUGCGAAAGCUCACAAAUUAAAAGUGGGGGGGGGGGGGGGAACACAUUAAUCCGCUCUGUGGCUGAGUGUGCACGCUCUAACUGGGGAUGCUCAACCCACAGUACACAUGUCGACAACACAAUUUUAAAUGAUACGUGCAGAAUCGUAACAGGGUGUGCCUAAGUGCCACCCCAUGUUCCCUGCCUAUAUUGCACUGUGGCAUAUAGCUCCUUAACAUGAGGAGUAGAGGAGACCGGAUAGUCCUAGAGUGGGACGUCCGCCAUCCGUUACGUGACCAUCGGCGAGCACCACCACCCUUCUCUCAUCGAGUAAACAGCGUCUUGUGCUCCACUGUAACCACCCUGACACCACGUCACCGGAAGGAUGCCAGAACAACUUCCCCCGUGGAAAAAAAGAAUGGGGGGAAAAAAUCAAGUGUCUGGUUCCAAUUCCAAAUGGCUCGCACAUGGUGGAGGCUAAACAGACUGAAGACGGUGGGUUCUGGGUUUCGGCAGAGAUGCAACUCUUCCCAUGGAAAUCGUGGGGCUUCUUACAAACCACACGGAUCAUCUCCUAAAAUUUCCCCUGCAACAAACACAAUGUACUGCUUCAUCAAGAUUUGGCAAAAAAAUAAAAAUGGCAACAUCCAGAAGCCGGUGGUCUGUGCAAGAAUAUUGGGGGGAAAGACCCAUGGUAGAGGUUGAACAGGAGACACCGACGAUUAAGAAGAGUGAAUGGGUUGCUUUGGCACCACCCUGGUGGCCAAAGCUACGAACAGGUGGGUACCCCCUUAAUAACUACCACGAUGAGAUAUGUUCCCGAAAAGAACAGUGUGCCAAAGAACAACAACACAUUUAGAACACGGUUAGAUUUUUUUAAUGAAAAUAUUUCAUUUUACGUUCCGCAUUGUUUUUUUUUUAUCAAGAGCACAGUAACAUAAUAUUUGCAAAAGAAGUUCGUAGCUACUGAGAGGAGCUGUUAUUUUCGUGGCUGUAUUUUUUGCGAAAAGACAGGAGCGGCCCCCGACAGCGUUAAAUGUUCGAGACCGUGUGAGCGUAAGGGGCGUCCAUAAAUGACGUCACGCACCUAGGGGGGGGGUCAGACAUUUGUGACGAUGUGUGACGAGGGGUUGAGAAAUGUGACGUCCCAUCAAGAUGUGCAACUUUAAAUAUAGAAUUGUUAUAUGUACUGUACGUAAUAUUUAACACUGAAAUCAAGCGUAGCUAUAUUCCUUGGGUAUUUCAGUAAAGUCACGUAGAUAGGUUCAAAGAAGAUAACAAAAAGUAACAUAAACUACAACGUUUCGAUCACAACACAAGCGAUCAUCAUCAGGAGGAAAGAGGAGGAAAGCUGCUCAAUGCAGACUCUUUUGUUAUCUUAUUUGAACUUAUCUACGUGACUUUACCAAAAGACCCGAAUAAUAUUAAUUUCUGCAGUCACGAAAGCUUUAAGUCAAGAUUCAAGCGUAGCUACUUUUUUUGUCACACGCACACGGUCCCGAUCGCUGGACUCGUUACAGGUUUUUGGAGCGGGUUUUGCCGGAUUGGGCUGGGACCGCCGGAUAAUGUUGGAAACCGGAUAAUCGAACGCCGGCAAAUCGAUGAUCAACUGUAUUGGGAAACUCCACCUGACCGUUUUCCGCAACACCCCCCCCCCCCCCCAUGAGCUGAUAAUGAUGUCGUUACGCCUUCGCUUAGAAUGAUACAACGGUUGAACACGCAACUGGUUCGAGUUUCAACUCCAUGUUGUUUUAAACCAUGCAGAUGUGAUCUCCAGAGAGCCAGGAUGAUGGGUCUCAUUGUCCAGUCUCGCCCAUUUUGGGCUCUCCACCCGUUCAAAGCUUAAUAUCAGAUGAGCGGCUCCGCGCAUCGGCGCUCUAGAUCGAAUGCUGCGUCUGAUUGGGGAAUAAACCCGGGAUCAUCGAGGUGUGAUGGUGAUGAUGAUCAUUUUUUUUUUCAAUAAAUAAUCGGCGUUACACCCUUUCUCGCAGUAGCACAGGAGUGGUGUUCAGGUGUUCAAACGCCAAAUGGACACACCUAUUAUUGCAAGGCAUUGAGUCUGUGGAGCCCUGCUCUCCCCCUCGCAAGGAUUAAUGACGGGAGGGGAGAGACGGGGCAGACCGGCCACAUCUACAUCAAGCACACUUCAUGCCGUGGCAAAAUAUGGCAACAAACGUUCUAACCACCGAGUGACACUGAUAUUUGCAUUGUUUUUGUACCGUUUACAUUUUGGCGUUCUCUUGUCUCAGACUGGUAGUGAGACAAGGCCAUAACAGAAAGUGUAUUUAUCUGGUCUAGGCCAAUCUGUUUCAAAGGCAAUGCAUACGUAAUUAGCAGAGCAUGUUUCAUUGCAUGUUAUGCAAAGACUAUUGUCAUCAUACAUUGCCAUCAUCAUCGCUAUCACACCGCCAUCAACUUCACCAUAAUCUACGCUGCAACAAACAUGACAAGGAUCAUAUCUAUGGAACCUUUUUUUUAACUGCCGAGCUAUAAGUGCCCUGAUAUUUGCAUUUCCUUUGCGCUGUUCGCCCUUUGGCGUUAUUCUCUGGUCUGACACUGGUAGGGUGAGAAUGUCAUAAAGAACGCCGUCUCUGGUGGAGGCCAAACGGGUUCAAAGAGAAUGCGUGCAUUAUCAGAGCAAGUUUGGUUGCACGUUUUGCAACAAGUUCUGUGCGUGGUUAAUGAAGACUUGAUUUCUUGCAAAAGGUGUGUUGUUUGAACAUCUUAACACCUGUUUUAAUGCCAGAUAGUGUAUAGCCUAUUAUUAUUCCAAAUAGGAUUUUUUGUUGUUGGACAGCCUGUCUCUAAAGCAUGCACUCGUAAGAAUGUGUUUGUAGAAUUCAAUAUUGUCGUAAACUGACAUUGUGGUUUUGGUGUAUAUGUAUAAUAAUAGUCACACUAACUCUGGAUGUUCGAUUAGUUGCAUUUACCAGUGUUGUAAAGAAGAUGCGUGUUGUUGAUACGGUAAAAGUGCAAUACAACCUGACCGUCGUGCGCAUUUUAAGUCAAUGGCAUGCGUACAAUACGUAGAGAUUGCAUCGCUUACCGACGAUGCUCACCUGACGUGGUGGACACUCAGGUGGCACGGAUAGAGUCGGGGGUGGGGGGGACAUUUGCACCUUAUGGCGGGACCCCGGCUUCCAGAAUAAACGGAAAUCUAAAUCGUAAUUAAUACAAGAUUUUGACGACUCCAUCCCACCGCGCACAUAAACACCGCGACCCACCUGAUGCGGAUCAUUCACCGAGCACCCGUCGUUGCCAAAAUUUUCCGUAGUCGAGAGGAAUAGAUUGCCGUAUCGUUCCCCUUCAACAGACAUAAAAUGACGUUGCAACGCAGUUUAUGCGAGAGCUGGGGCUUAUGGGGACCCCGAGGGUCCCGCCAUAAGGUUCAUUUAAGGGAUUGGAGGGAGACAUACAAAAUGGAAAAGGGGCGUGGUAACGGAGGGAUGAUUGACGGGGAGGUCGGUUGGGGGGGGGUCCAUUAAGAGAAAGUGAGAAUGUGAUUGGCUGUAGAGGAAACGUGGGUCAAGGAACCUUCAAGAAAGGGGGCUUGGGGAUAUAUAUAUGUGGUGGUGGGUUGGGAGGGAAGAACGAGAGAUCUCAACAGGCUUGGAGUGAAGUGAGAAGACGCGUGCGUGCGUCUCGUGCCUCAGGAAAUAAAGACUGGCAUUGUUGAAGACUGUUGUGUCGGGUGUGUGUGCCACCAGCCAUGGUGCACGUUGAACAUCGUCCGCGCCGCACGUUUCCACCCGUUCUAAUCGAAGCCCUCGCGGAGAAGGACAAAAGUGUUGGGGUUUCUGGUUGAGCCGUGUAGGGGUAGGAGGAACACGCAUUAAUCAACAGGACACAGAGAGACGAUGAUAGUAAAACACUGACAGACAAGCACUCGGGGACACACGGACAUCGACGUGAAACAAAUAGGCAGGCGGACACACAUACAUCGAAGUUAAUAUAUUAACAAAGAUUCCCCUUAUAACC
This is a messenger RNA of Lethenteron reissneri (Far Eastern brook lamprey), 18672 nucleotides long. RefSeq names its product toll-like receptor 13. Gene Ontology annotation, cellular component: plasma membrane. Gene Ontology annotation, molecular function: protein binding; signaling receptor activity. NCBI's taxonomy places the organism in Eukaryota, Metazoa, Chordata, Hyperoartia, Petromyzontiformes, Petromyzontidae. Gene Ontology annotation, biological process: inflammatory response; toll-like receptor signaling pathway. The record is from RefSeq and is a predicted model, not a curated record.